AUGUCCUCUCCCAUCCAACUAGUAGCCUCUGAGAAGGAUAUCAAGGCGGUGACCAUCUACAAGUCGGACAGGGCUGAGGUGACCCGUAGUUUCAACGUGAUUUUACAGAGCGGUCGCAAUGAGGUCUCGAUACUCGGUCUGUCAAGCGCUAUCGACGUCGACUCGGCUCGUGUCACCGGCCUAGGCGAUGCGCGGUUAUUCGAGGUCUCUUGCAAGAUACAGAAGCCCGACUCGUGGGAUGUUCUCCCCGAUUCAGCCACCGAGCGCAUCCGCGCGCUCAAAGCGAAGAAGGCCACGCUGGUACAGGAGAAGUACAACGCGGAGUCGGUUGCACGGCUUCUCCGCGAGUACGGGAAGACGCUCAGCGGACAGAGUGUGCCUCCUCUGGACGCCGACGCGUUUUUCGACCGCUUUCUAGCGCGCGGCUCAGAUCUCGCGCGCACUGGCGCUCGCCUCGACGAGGAGAUGUUGCAGAUACAGCGGGAGAUACAGAAGAUCUCCGCGGAAAGCUCGACAACGAAGGGUCAUACUCACGGUCGAGUCACUGCCGUGAUCAUGGCCAAGGCUCAGACUGAGGCUGUCUUGAAGCUCACAUAUGUCGUUCGUCAGGCUCGCUGGAAACCCUCAUACGAGCUACAUGCCCACUCGGAUGAAGAUGGCAUGCCGGCGUCGUCGGUCUCUCUUCAUUAUCGAGCGACUGUCAUGCACACGACGGGUGAGAGCUGGCGCGGUAUUACGCUCACGCUGAGCACAGCGCGUCCGAGCCUUGCAGACGAGUCCAUACCGGAGCUAACACCGUCGCGACUCGUACCCCCCGACCCUCUGGCUGGAUACCGAGUACAGCCGCCCGUGAUAGUUUCCCGUCCUCGAAUGACUAGAAGAAGGUCACGUACUCCGUCCCUGUCCCGUUCGCGCUCCCCAAGCUUUUCGAGGGACAGGCGCCGCAUGGAAGUGGAAAGACCGGCCGAGAGCAUCUCUUCAGUUUCUAAGGAAUCAGAAUGGGUGGCUAGCGAAGAGGAAGAUGUCGCUUUCGUCACUCCUACAUCCUCAUUUGAGACCCCGACUUCCAUCGCGAAGGAGAGUCCUUUGUUUAUUUCGUACAAGAUCGACGGAGAGUCAAGCAUCCCGAGUGAUGGCGAGGAUCAUACAGUCUCCAUCGCCGAACUGCCCUUCGAAACCUCAAUAACUCACGUCGUUGUACCGAGGGUCAAGGCUAUUGUGUAUCUGGAAGCCAAGGUCAAGAACACGAGUGACUAUCGCCUCAUGCCCGGCCCAGUCAACAUCUUCUUCGAUGAUAGCUUUGUAUCGAAGACCUCCGUCAAGAAUAUCGCUCCAGGCGGUGACUUCACUUGUACCCUCGGGCCCGACAUGGGGACGCGUGUUACUUACAACCGUGUCUCCAAGUUGGAGACCGAUGUUCAAGCAAGCCGUUUCUCCGAGCGAUACUCAACUACGGCCUGCUCGGCGAGCACGACCAUCGUCAACACUCAUCCAUUCGCGCUCGCAACAUUUGUCGUGCGAGACUCACUCCCUAUCAGUGACGACGAGAAACGCGUGCGCGUCGUUCUGCGGGAGCCCGCUUUGCUCGCGGAGGCCGAGCAAGGAGAGGAGAAGGACGUCUGGGAACAUAAGGUUCGCUGGGGCGAUACCCAGGGACGGAAAGAUGGGUUGUAUGAAUGGGUCUGCUCAGUUGACGCCGGGAAGGAGGUCACGUUGUCGACGGCCUGGGACGUCAAGGCUCCUACCGAUGUCAAGUGGACUGAAGUUUCUUGA
Molecule: messenger RNA, 1773 nt
Organism: Peniophora sp. CBMAI 1063
Lineage: Eukaryota; Fungi; Basidiomycota; Agaricomycetes; Russulales; Peniophoraceae
Source: the annotation of a GenBank genome assembly